AGGAUCAUGCACUAAUAACCAAGAGAAACAAACUACGAGUCAAAAUCAAUGGCUGCUCUCACUAAAAUCCUCUGUUUCUUCUUCAUCAUCCUUUCCAUUUUCACAUCUCAAGCUUCAGCUCAAACCGCCGCAUGCAAAACAGAAGUAAAUGACUGUAACGACAAAUCCAAAGCUUUGCCGUUAAAGAUCAUAGCCAUCGUAUCAAUAUUAGUAACCAGCAUGAUAGGCGUCAGCUUACCACUCCUCACAAAAUCAAUCCCAGCUCUAAGCCCAGAUAAAAAUUUAUUUAUUAUCGUUAAAGCUUUUGCAUCUGGUAUCAUUCUUGCAACUGGGUUCAUGCACGUGUUACCAGAUUCUUUCGACAUGUUAUGGUCCGACUGUCUGAAAGAAAACCCGUGGCAUAAGUUUCCUUUUACUGGUUUUGUUGCUAUGUUGUCUGCUAUAGUGACGCUGAUGAUUGAUUCUAUGGCGACGAGUGUAUACACUAAGAAUAACAGUGGUGAAGUCAGCCCAGAUUCUGAACUUGCUGAUCAAGGACAUGAUCGAGAGGUUGGUGUGGUUAAUAAUGGAGGGUCACAUGGACAUGGACAUGGUCAUGGUCAUCACUUUGGUGGCUCUAAAGGUGGAGUUAAUGGUCAACAGUUGCUUCGUUAUCGAGUUAUUGCCAUGGUACUAGAAUUGGGGAUCAUAGUUCAUUCGGUAGUGAUUGGUUUAUCACUCGGAGCAUCGAGCAACACCUGUUCGAUAAAGGGUCUAGUAGCCGCUCUUUGCUUUCAUCAAAUGUUUGAAGGAAUGGGUCUUGGCGGUUGCAUUCUCCAGGCGGAGUACAAUCUUUUCAAGAAGGUAAUGAUGGCGUUUUUCUUCGCCGUAACGACGCCAUUCGGAAUAGCAAUCGGAAUAGCUUUGUCGAAAACAUACAAGGAAAAUAGUCCGACUGCUCUGAUCACAGUCGGUUUAUUAAAUGCAUCAUCAGCUGGACUUUUGAUAUACAUGGCGCUGGUUGAUCUUCUUGCUAAUGAUUUUAUGGGUCAGAAGCUUCAAGGAAGCAUUAAGCUUCAGAUAAAGUCUUAUCUUGCUGUUCUUCUUGGUGCUGGUGGCAUGUCUGUUAUGGCUAAAUGGGCUUGAUCAACCAGUUUUUUCCUCUAAAAUCCUGUAUCAACAUCAAUUACUCAGUAGAGACCAGAAUCAACUGUGACAAUAUCAUUGUAUGUGUGUUUUUUUUUUUCCUUCUAGCCAGUUCUUUAUUUCAUGUGAAGCAAAAGGCAGAUUGGUGUUUGUUUGUCGAAAACAACAAUCUCUCAAGUUUUAGUUUUCACACUAUUUUCUCAAUAUAUAUAAAAAAAUAGUUGUCUUUU
Molecule: messenger RNA, 1355 nt
Organism: Mercurialis annua (annual mercury)
Lineage: Eukaryota; Viridiplantae; Streptophyta; Magnoliopsida; Malpighiales; Euphorbiaceae
Product: fe(2+) transport protein 1-like
Exons: 3
Coding region: 49-1125 (358 amino acids)
Biological process (GO): zinc ion transmembrane transport
Cellular component (GO): plasma membrane
Molecular function (GO): zinc ion transmembrane transporter activity
Source: RefSeq, a predicted model, not a curated record